AUCUGUCAACAAACUCGCAGAAAGUUUUCAGUGCAUCGCGGAGACGUCGGCUUGUUGUGAUUGUGUUCAGUGUCGUUUCACUCAGUGGUUCCCUGCUUGAUUUUGUGGAUAAAUUGCGGUCGGCCGUCGGUUUGAACAAUGUGAACUAUCGAGAACGCUUUUCCUCAUCCCCUACACUAAGAAUUUACCUUCUGAAAGUGAUAAAUUCCACUACGGCACUCAUCUUUCUCAACUGCACCACCUUCUCACUGAAAAGAAUUUUCAGCUUUCCUUCACGCAAUGGCCAAGUAAGAGAAAAUCUUCCCGAUUUACUUUAUUUGCAUGAUUGUGAGCGACUCUCGCAUGGAUAUUACUGUGUUUUCAAUCAUAUUGUUACCUAAUCGCUACUAAAUACUCAAUAGCAGCACGAAUGUCCCUUCCUUGCUCGUUAAAAAGUUUAUUCCGUUUUAGUUUCCCCAAAAAAAUUGCGUGCAGCGCAAAAAGGAAGAAGUGAACCUAACUGUUCAACAGCAAAUCUAAUCGGCGCAAUUUCGACGAUAAUAAAACAGAUUGAGAUUCUCGCACAUUCGUUUUUAUCUCACGAAUAAUCAUGAUUCCUCGAUAUCGGAAAAGAGAAACAAUGAUUGUUUUUGUCUACGACACCGAGUGUUGUAAGACAGAAGCUGAUGACCCAGUCGAAGCCGUUUUAUAUUUUCAUCCAAGUUGGGUAUCCGAUAUCCAGAAACUAUCUCUAUGUGGACAGCUAAUGGGCACAACGCAUUUUCUAAGCGAAACUUUUUUUAAACCAAAAAUCAUUUCAUUGCAAAACGGAAAAUUUGUCUUAAAGGAGUUUGGGAGAUUUGUACUGGCUGUUGGAACCGAUCGAAACUUACCUGCGUCAUUACUGGAGCAUCGUGCUGAAUUAUUAACAUCACUUGUUAAACUCUUUCAUCGCGACAUUCAAACAAUUCACGACCAAUUUUCCAUUAAUGGGCAGUACAAAAAUUUAUCGGAGAAACUUUAUCAUAUUUUUGAAACAUAUCUACCAAUUCUACAAUAUAAUGGAAACGUUUUUCAAAAUGUGCCGACAUUGAGAUUACCCAAGAGCGCAAGUAACAUAUUUUUGGAUGCAAUCCAAACACUGCAAAGCUGUCAACAAAGUAAAGGUGUAUUAGGUGGUACAAUUCUAUACCACAACAAAGUUGUGGCUACUCAAUUGUCUCCGGAAAUAACGAAAAACCUCGUACUUACUGAUCCUUACAGGAUAAAAUCCACCGCUGAACCCGUAGCUGUUGACUUCUACGUGCCGAUAGGUGUACAACUAAUUGUUGUUUAUAUUUCUACUAAGGACUAUCGAAAGCUCGCUCAUGACGCCCAAAAAGCUCAAAGUGUGGUAAUGCAAACUGUGUCGCAUACCAUAAUGCCACAUCAAUUUCCAAAACGUAAAAUAAAACGCGAUAAAUCAUUGAUAUUCACAAAUAUUCCGGAAGAGGGUACAUGCGAUUCACAACCUCUGGCGAAUGGAAAUUUACGGACGAAAUCUAAUGCAAAUCGACCAAAUCAUUUGCCUCUUAAAUUCAAAAAUGUAACAGCUAAGGAUGUUCCAGAAAGCGGAUUUGCUUCGAUUAAUUUCGACGAGACUGAUAGCUAUCCGGAAUUCAUAGGACGGACGAGUGUUUGUUCGACACCAAUGACAGAGAACAAAAUAUUGCAUGGGCAUGUGAUGUCUAUAUGUGCCAAUCCGGUCGAAAAUUCAAAUUCAGAAGAAGAACCUCCAAACAAUGUAUCUAAGACUGAUAUAAAUUCAUCUAAGGACGCAAAAGAAACGAAUCCUACGGAAACGACAGAUCCACCUCAGCAGUCUUCUCUAUUUGAUAUAAAUAACUUCUUUUCGAAUUUUAUGAAAAAUCCACAAACUUUUGAACGACGCAAUUCCUUCACCGAUAUUCAGGAUUCAAUAAAAAGAAUGACAAGACGGUUCAGUCGGUCAUUCAGUUUAGGCUGGGGAAAAAUCGAAGUAAACGGGGAAGGGACAAGUACACCAGACUUUGUUGAUGAUGUUGAAAAGAAAAGCUCCUAUAAAACGAUAGCUGAUCCUACAUAUCCAGUAUUCAAUAGCGGAGGAGGUCCGAUUUCUAAAUCCCUGUUCCACGAAUUUUUGGAGUCCUAUUAUAAAUCUUGCGAUGAAGAUAUUAGGCAUGACGACAAGAUCAACCGACUAGUCGACGAAUUUCGAGAAUUUGAUGGCAAUAUCAAAUCAGAAAAUAAAAUUGACGAUUCUAAGGAAAAUAAUGAGGAGUGCAAAGAUGAUGUGACUGCUACAACCGAUAAUCAAUCGAAAGUGAGCAAAUCCACUCGUAAAUCUCUAACACUUCCACUUAAGCCGCUGAAUGAUGAGCAAAGCUCCAGUUCAACAAGCAUUUUCGAGCGGAAGAAACUGUCCGGUAUUCAGUUGACGCCACUCAUGACGAAAUUAUCAAUUUUGGCGUCGAAUGACGAAAGGUCAAGUGGUUUUGCUAGCUGGGACACAACCCCCGCAAUUGAAGCCGCAACGCCGCUGGAAAGUCAUAAAGGAUUACGACGUAAAUCAUCGUUAAGAUAUGAUGAAAUCGCGCCAGGAACUACCGAUCAAGGUUACCAAAAAGUAGAAUUGUACGUUUGUGGGCAACAAAAUAUGACUUUGUUGUUACUUAUGGAAGAGGGUGCAGGGAAAAAACAAGAAUUAGUACAGGCUAUGUUUGACACUUGUGUCUCCAAAUUAGGCCGGCUGGAAGUUAAUUUAAAUCAAACCUUAAAUGUAAACGUCGAUGGUGAUAAAAGUGAAGGAGGCUAUAGUUAUAUUUGCGUUGAUCCCAAGUGGGAUACGAUACAACGUGGUGGACCUUGGUCGCCAAAUGAUCUCAUUUCUCUAGAGUACUUGCAUCGUGACUUACAUCAGAAAAAUCCUAUAACGGAUUUAUUAAUAAGAACGGACGAUAGCGUUAUCUACGGUUACAAGUGUGGCCGAAAUGAGGUAUUCUACAAACAAUUAGCGCAUCCACAAAACGGUCUACCACCGCCAGCUGAUACUAUGGGAACAAUUUCAUUACGUGCGAAACGACGCUUAGAGCGUGACCAUGCGUACAUAUUAUUUUAAUUACGCUUAGAUUUUCGGUCUCAUUAUUUCCGAUUAAAUUGUAUCUGGCAGCUUACGUUUAUGAUCAAGUCUAGUGCAGUUAUAGCUCUAAACAGCACCAGAUGUUUUCUCACGGAUAAAAUACAUGAUAAUAAUCAAGAAACCACCAUACCAAUACGGCGCUUGAAAUGCAAACGUGACACAGUGCUGCUACCAUUAUUGUACUUGAUGUGGAAAAUGUGAUUUUUAUAUACUUUAGUGAAAAAAUUUAUGUCGAUAAGUUAAAAACGUUUACUCGCGUUCACACGUAAUUUAUUACAUUAGCUUAGUAAAAAAUAAAAUAAUCAUUACUGCUUAUAGAUGAGGUUCGUUAGAUAACUGAUACAGUGAUUGUCGAUAUACCCUUCAGUUUCCAUAUUCGUUUUAUCCAUUGAUUACUUUUCUCCCUAGAUUGUUUAGAAAUAUAUUAUUUAUAGUGGUAACUUGAUGGUAGGGUGCAAUAUUUAUACCGUUUUUAAUUUUUUAUCUUAAUUUAUACUGUAUAGAUAUUUUAGAAAUUUAUUUAAUUUAAUUUUCGUUUCUUUAGCUGUUUUCUAAGUCAAAUUAAACUCAGUCAAAUUUAAAGUUAUUUAUUGCUACCCAAAAAUUGAAGCUUAGCACUUUCUACAAAUAAACAUUGAAACUGAAUUUCAUAGAGGUUGGUAUAUAGUGGAGGUCUUCAUUAUACAUUCUAUAAUCUGCAAACAAGAGGCUUAAUUUUUCAAGUGUAGAAGAUUUCUAGGAGUGUAAGCGUUUAGUUAAUUGAAUGGUUAUCACAUUGGUCUUAGUCCGUAAUAUGUUUAUUAUACACAGCUACAACUUAAUAUAAUACAUUCCAAAAGUAUUCUAGAAACAAAUGAUACAGAUUGAUGUUCAAAAGAAGAUAGCCUGAAAUGACUUCCACUUAUUUUCGAGUAUUAUCAAAUUUGUUGAACAUUCUGUAAGUUUUACAUUUACUGAUUCUUAUUAAUUAUUUUCUUAGCUAUAUUUACAUUUUCUGUUAUUAAUACUUAAGUACAAAUUUUACCAGCAAAUAUUCGUUCCUGUUAUACUAAAUCAUAGAAAUUUAUUCAUCAACGAAUUUGUCCAACAUAAACUUUGUCUAUGAUAAAUAAAAUGAUGUCCCCAUCUA
Hermetia illucens (black soldier fly) is the source of this 4265-nucleotide messenger RNA. RefSeq lists its product as uncharacterized. Lineage: Eukaryota; Metazoa; Arthropoda; Insecta; Diptera; Stratiomyidae. Gene Ontology annotation, biological process: vesicle-mediated transport. The transcript has 8 exons. The record is from RefSeq and is a predicted model, not a curated record. Bases 590 to 3115 code for a protein of 841 amino acids.